This is a messenger RNA of Drosophila eugracilis, 2660 nucleotides long. RefSeq names its product tubulin glycylase 3B (gene TTLL3B). Bases 334 to 2601 code for a protein of 755 amino acids. NCBI's taxonomy places the organism in Eukaryota, Metazoa, Arthropoda, Insecta, Diptera, Drosophilidae. Gene Ontology annotation, biological process: protein polyglycylation; cilium assembly; cilium movement. Gene Ontology annotation, molecular function: protein-glycine ligase activity, initiating. Gene Ontology annotation, cellular component: cilium. The record is from RefSeq and is a predicted model, not a curated record. The transcript has 3 exons.
UUUCCUCUUUUUUUUUUUGGUCUCAAAUUUUGUUGUCUAUGCGAAGAAGAAAUGUUUUUUAAGUCAAUCAAGACAUUUCGUUAGUACAUGCGAUACUGUUAGAAACUGUUUGGCUCCUGCUUCAAAAUUCCACGUUAAUAGCACGGAACAACCGGCUGCUUUGGCAACUAGCCGACUCAACAAUCACUCGCCCUUUUCGGGAGAAGGGACAAGAACAGCCCUGGACAAGGCCAGCUUAGGACACGGAUAUUGAAGGGGUUACUGAACCGGGUGAAGGGAAAGAACAAUCAUCUACUGAGUUGAGGGGGGAGAACAGGAGCAGAAGCCAGCAGUAUGACCACCCAGAGCCACACGCCGACCGGAUUCACCGGGAGUCGCAACAGCUAUUACAACCCUGUCUCGAAGAUCCAGUCGCUAAUCCACAACCUGGACGCAGAGCUGGUCCAGCUGUGCAAGCAGUGCUCUGUGAACAAGCCGCUGAGUAGCCAUAACAACAACACUUCUUAUGGAAGUCACUUUGGCUCGACCUUCGGAGCGCUUGGUGGUCUUAACUCUAGCUCCCUGGGUGGGGUCGGUGCGGCCAGUCAAUACCGUCCCGAGAGUAUUAACAAUCUGCUGGCCCGCGCACGAGCCGUCAAUCCGCCAUCCAGGACCGCCAGUACCAGUUCGCCCAGUUCGCAGGAAGCCCAGAAGCGUCAGAUGCGCAAUGUCUACCGAACCCGCGUAAUCGAUGCCUAUCGAAACCGGCGGAUCUUCACUGUAUACGGAAACUAUCACACGGUGAGACGGGCUCUGAUGCGAAGGGGCUGGCUUGAGAAGCUGCCGGCCUCCCGUCACUCCAAGUUGCAGAGCAUGUCCGAAGACGCUUUGCUAGAGCACGCCCGGCGGGGCAACGACUACGAGACGGUGAUCAUCUCCAAGAUGAUCAACCACUUCCCGGCCUUCUUCAUCUGGCAGGGUAAGGGCCAGCGCGACCUGUGCGCCGAGGUGAGACCCUUCCGAAACCGGGUGCGCCGCAGCCAGUUCCUAGACUUUUCCACCAAGGUGGGUCUAGUGGGCUGCGCCGAGCAGGAGCGUUGGUAUCGCGAGGACGGUGUCUGCGGGAUGAGCUAUCCGCGUUUCUACCGCCUGGGAGGGAACAAUCUGGAGGAGCGCAUGGCCUUCAUAGAGGACUACCAGCAGACGCAGGCCCGUUCCCUACUGCGCUACGUGAGGGAGCACCAACCAUCGGAACUCAUCAGUGAUCAUGGCACUAUAUCCAGCACUACCUUGGACUUUGCCCUCGGGAAGGUGAAGAGGAUGGUACGCAACGCAGAGCACUACUCCUUGGACGACGCUCGAAUCAAGCCGCCAACGCCUGCGGAGAUUGUUGAGAACCAGACCUUCAUGGUUCAGUCUACCGAUGUGCUCAAGUCCAAUGCCAAGUUCAAGGUCAGCGAGAAGGUGAUGACGGAGUACGCUCGAUUGGCUGGGUUAUAUCUCGAUCAGAUCGAGUCCCUUCGCUCGGACUACCGGUGGGAUGGCUGCCGCAACUUGUGGAUCCUUAAACCUGGAUACCAAUCGCGCGGCAUCGGCAUCGUCAUCCGCAGCUCCCUGGACGACAUUCUUCAGUGGACAUCCAACAACCAGAAUAAGAAAUACAUCGUCCAGAAGUACAUAGAGCGACCCUUGCUAAUAUACCGCACCAAGUUCGAUAUCCGGCAGUAUAUGCUGCUGUGCAUCACCGACUCUAAGGUGAGCAUCUGGACGUACCGGGACUGCUAUCUACGCUUCAGCUCUCAGGAGUUCACCAUGGACGACUUGCGAGAGUCCAUCCAUUUGACUAACAACUCGGUGCAGAAGCGGUACAAGAACAAGAGCAACAGGGACUCUCGGCUGCCGAAGAGCAACAUGUGGUCCCUGGACCAAUUCAAGGCUUACCUACGCCAAAUGGGUGCCCCGGAUGGGUCGUGGUCCAAGACGUACAACGGAUUCAAGCAGAAUCUGGUGGCAGUAGUGAUGGCCAGCUUAGACGAGACAGAGCUGUUACAAAAUGCCUUCGAGUUGUAUGGUUGCGAUUUCAUGAUCGAUGAGCACUACAAUCCUAUUUUGAUCGAGAUCAACUCGACACCGGAUCUCUCGCCAUCCACUGAGAUCACCGCCAGGAUAUGUCCGAUGGUCCUAAAGGACUGCAUCCGUGUGGUGGUUGAUCUUCCUAAGAACCCCACUGCCGCCACCGGGCUCUUUGAGCUGGCCUUUGAAGUUAACUACAGCAUCAACAAGGGAGCCGACGGCAAGCCGCUCGAACUGAAUGGCAAACAGAUGACCAUUUUCGAGAACAUGCCUAGACCCCGUAAUAGUCCCAGGACGCGGCUAUUUCGGAAGAUUUUGAACAACGUGAAGACUUCUACCAGCAAAAAAAUGGAAAAGGCCAAGGAAGCUCCAGCUAAAAUUGUAAAGACCUCCAAUGCCAAGAUCUCAAAAAAGAAGAAACAUGGGACCUCAGCGGAAAAUUCAAGCGUGUCCUCCAUGCAUCCCUCGUCACAAAACUUGCAACCUAAGGUUAUUCUGAACCCAACAGCUCGCGAGAACCUGGCACUUCAAUAUACCGCUCCAAAGUAAUAAUAAAUACAGAACUAGUUUUUUAAAACUUGUAAUAAAAAAGUUUACUAAAUAAGUAA